Molecule: messenger RNA, 1624 nt
Organism: Ectocarpus sp. CCAP 1310/34
Lineage: Eukaryota; Phaeophyceae; Ectocarpales; Ectocarpaceae
Source: the annotation of a GenBank genome assembly
GCACGCGUACAAAGGCACUUGAGGGGCAGCGAAAACCUCGUAUGUGAGAGAGAGAGCGGAGAAAAAGCGACCCAUUCUUGACCCGCGGCGGACGUGCAAACAUGGCAUCCGUGGCGGUUACUCCCGAGAAACCGGGCGGCGGAGAUGGCGGAGAGCAGCAUAUCAGACAACAACAACAACAGCAUCAACAACGGCGACGGCGGCGGUUGUGCGUGUGUACCAGAGUGCACCAGAACAAUGCGCACCGCUCCGUGGACUUGGUCAAGGUGCGGGAGUUCCUCGACACGGCCUUGCUCUACGCAGACAGCAUUGCCAUCGCCGUAGGAACGCCGCCGCCGUCAGCGGAUCAACACGGCACCACAACCAGCACCGCCGCCGCCGACUCAACCCCACCGCUAUUGCAGUCCAUAACUCUGGCUGCUAGGGAAGCAGAGAGAAAGGCGCCGCCCGACCGCGGCGUCGAGUCAGUCGGGGAGGAAGGGGGGGGCGAGAGGGGUGCGGCGGGCGUGGUGAACGUGUUCGAGGUGACGCCGUGGGGAAAGUUCACGCCGGCGCUGAACGCCCUGCUGGGAUUCGCCUCUCGCGACGGGGCUGACCUUGUCAUGUUCCAGUCUCUGGAGACCACCGUGGGGAAGGACGCCGUAUCGGGCAUGGAGGCCCACAUGGGGCCCGCAGAUCUGGUCGUCGGCGCGGCCCUCACGGGACACGCCUUCCAGGGCGGGGAAACCGUGGAGCUGACGGGGGUCACGACGCCGUGGAACACGCUGGCGCUCUGGGACGUGGCCAAGCUUGCCAAGCUAGGGUUCUUGGGCGUCGCCGAAGGGCUGCUUCCCGGCGUUCCGGCGGGGGUAGAGGAGGUCACGGCCAUCGCAGCGCUGCAGGCGUUACUGGGGGCCGAGCACGCCCGCGCCAAGCUUGUGCGACUACCGCAGGCGAGUCGUGCGGUGGCAGACGGCAUGGGAGGACGAGGGCAGAAGGCGGUGGCACGAGUCGAAGAUGUCCAGCAAGCGCGAGAGGGCCGACAAGCAGAUGUCGGCGCUGGGCAUCAAAAAGGGUAUUGUGGAACAUCUAGGGUGACGAGCGAGGACUGGAAAGAAAGUUGACGGUGCCUCUGUACCCGUGGGGCACGGCGAAACGACGGAAAGGACAAGCGGGGUCGCUUGUGGGCGGACAUGGCCGUCUAAGACGGCUUUCAUGAGCAGACGCUCGAGCUCGGCGUCGCGCAGAGAGUCCCAUCGGUCCGCUGCAGGGCCUUGCACAUAGAUUUUCGUUUGUGUAUACAAGGGGUGUAUGACGGAAGGAACAGCGUGUAGGGAGGAAAUCAUCUGCAUGCUCCAGGGGUGGUUGAAUUCUUGGUGGUGCUGUUGUUUCGCGAUGGAUUCCAUUGAACUGACGAACCAACAAACCAUGGGAGCUCGUUGAGCCCACAGAAAACCGUGUCGCCAUCAGGUGCCACCGCCGUCUGGCAGCAGACGGCCGAAGACAAAUCGGAGUCACAUUGUAACGAAUGUGGUCCAGCGAACUCUCGUCCAGAACUUCCCCAUCGUGCCUUCUUUUCGCGGCCGCCACGUGACCAGGGGGCGUUGACGUAUCCCGUGCGCGCUGUGUAAUAGUUUCUCGCCAA